This is a messenger RNA of Hemibagrus wyckioides, 8867 nucleotides long. RefSeq names its product protein NLRC5-like. The transcript has 44 exons. NCBI's taxonomy places the organism in Eukaryota, Metazoa, Chordata, Actinopteri, Siluriformes, Bagridae. Gene Ontology annotation, molecular function: protein binding. Bases 189 to 8864 code for a protein of 2891 amino acids. The record is from RefSeq and is a predicted model, not a curated record.
AGAGAGAGAGAGAGAGAGUCUCCUCCAUGUUGUAGGUGAAACUCCUCCUUUUCUCCUCUUCAUAUCAGUUGGAAGUGAAAGUGAAAGUCAGCAGGUUGUUUUAGUGAAGAGUAAAAACAGGAAGUUCUUUGUGGAAUAAAAUCACAGAUCAAGUUCAUGCUAAAAAAUACAUUUGACUUCCUGAAAUAAUGUCAGGGAAAUGUGAGAUAAUCAGACCCUCUGAAAUAAGUCAAGAGGAUCAGGGGAUGAUGAAAAGUGAAACUGCUGAAAGGUCAAAUUCUCCUGUACCCAGCUGUGUGUCAUUGAAGAGUGACCGCUCAGUGCGUACUCUGCUCAACUUCAAAGGUGGAACAUCCUUGAUGAAAAGCUCCAAAUUUCCUGUACCCAGCUGUGUGUCCUAUAAGAGUGACCGGUCAAUGCAUAAUCCUUUCAACUUUAAGGCUGGAACAUCCUCUGGGGAAAGUGAAACUGUGGAAGGAUCUAAUUCUUCUGCACCCAGCUGUGUGGCCUGGAAGAAUGACCACUCAAUGCCAGUUAUCAUCGACUAUAAAAGUAGAACAGCCUCAGUGGAAAGAACCCCCCAAAAGAGCUCAAAAAUCAUCUUCAGAUAUUGGAUGGAUUCAGUAUUCAAGGAGCUGGAGGAGAAAGUCAUCACACUGUUGAAGAAUGAGCUGAACAGGUUCAAGAGGCUACUGAGUCCUGAUUACCCAGCAUGCUCUGAGAGGGAGAAGGUGGAAAAGGAAGAGACAGAUGAGGAGGAUUUGCAUGAUUUUAAAGAGAAUGUAUUGAAGAUCACAGUACACAUCCUACGGAAUAUGAAGCAGGAAGAUCUCGCUCAUCAACUGGAGCUCAAGAUGGCUUCUGUGUAUCAGCGAAAGCUCAAAUCCAGACUAAGAGAUAAAUGUAAAAGAAUUAAUGAAGGAAUCUCACAGCAUGGGACAUCUACACUUCUGAAUCAGAUCUACACAGAGCUCUACGUCACAGAGAGUUGGAGUGGAGACAUCAAUAAUGAACAUGAGGUGAGACAGAUUGAGACAGCGUCCAGGAGACCAGCAAUAGAAGAGACACCCAUCAAAUAUAAUGAGCUCUUUAAAGACAAGUCCAUCAAAACUGUGCUGACUAAAGGAGUAGCUGGAAUUGGAAAAACAGUCUCUGUGCAGAAGUUUAUUCUGGAUUGGACUGAAGGAAAAGCAAAUCAGGACAUCUUCUUCCUGUUUCCCCUUCCCUUUAGAGAGCUGAAUUUGGUGAAACAGGACAAUUUCAGUCUGAUGAAACUUCUUCAUCAGUUUUUCUCAGAAAUUAAGGACCUGGAAGAAAUAGAUGGCAAUGUCUACAAAGUCCUGUUCAUCUUUGAUGGUCUGGAUGAAUGUCGACUUCCUCUAAAUUUCCAGAACAAUGAGAUAUUGUGUGACGCAACAGAGUCAGUCUCACUGGAUAUUCUGCUAACAAACCUCAUCAAGGGGAAUCUGCUUCCCUCUGCUCUCCUCUGGAUAACCACUCGACCAGGAGCAGCCAAUCAGAUCCCUCCUGAGUGUGUAGACCAGGUAACAGAGGUACGAGGGUUCAAUGAUCCUCAGAAAGAGGAGUACUUCAGGAAGAGGCUCAGUGAUGAGAUCCUGGCCAAUAAAAUCAUCACACACAUGAAGUCUUCAAGAAGCCUCUACAUCAUGUGCCACAUCCCAGUCUUCUGCUGGAUCUCAGCUACUGUUCUAGAGAGAAUGUUGGGUGAAGCAGAGAGUGGAGAGAUCCCCAAGACUCUGACUCAAAUGUUCACACACUUCCUGAUCUUUCAGAUCAAACACAAGGAGCAAAAGUACAGUCAGAAAUAUGACCCUGAUCCACAGAAGACCAGAGAGAGUAUCCUGGCUUUGGGAAAACUGGCUUUCCAACAGCUGUAUAAAGGAAACCUGAUGUUCUAUGAGGAAGACCUGAGUGAGUGUGGCAUUGAUGUUGGAGAAGUGGCAGUGUACUCAGGAGUGUGUACCCAGAUCUUCAGAGCAGAGUCUGGACUCCACCUGGGGAAGAUGUUCAGCUUUGUACAUCUGAGUGUUCAGGAGUUUUUGGCUGCAUUAUAUGCGUUUCUCUGCUUCAUUGACAAAAAACAAACAAAAGAACAAACCACUGAUCUGUCUGGUCUUUUCAACACAUCAGAAAUGUCUGAGUUCCUUAAGGGUGCAGUGGACCAGGCCUUACAGUGUGACAAUGGACGCUUAGAUCUUUUCCUCCGUUUCCUUCUGGGCCUCUCAGUGGAGUCUAAUCAGAAGCUCAUUCGAGGUCUACUGACACACACAGGAAGCAGCUCUGACUGCAGAAAGGACAUAGUUGAGUACAUCAAAUUUAACUUUGAACAAACUCCAUCUCCAGAGAGAUUAAUCAAUCUGUUCUACUGUCUGAACGAGUUAAAUGAUGAUUCACUGGUGAAAGAGAUCCAAAGCUACAUGAACUCAGGUCGUCUCUCUGAAGCUGAACUCUCACCUGCUCAGUGGUCUGCUCUGGUCUUUGUUUUGCUGACCUCAGAGGAGGAUCUGGAAGUGUUUGACCUACAGAAGUUCAUAAAGUCAGAUGAAUGCUUUAAGAGACUGUUACAAGUCGCCCAGCAAGCUACAACAGUUCUGCUCAAUAAGUGUAACCUGACAGAGAGAAGCUGCUCGGCUUUACACACAGUUCUCAGCUCAGAAUCCUCCAAGCUGACUGAGGUGGAUCUGAGCAGUAAUCCUCUGGAGGACUCCGGAGUGAAGGAGCUUUGUGCUGGACUGAAGAGUCCAAACUGUAAACUGGAGAAAAUGAGACUUUCAGACUGCAGUAUAACAGAGGAAGGAUACACUGCUCUGGCUGAAGCUCUGAAAUCAUCUCACCUGAUAGAGCUGGAUCUCAGAGGGAACGACCCUGGAGCAUCAGGAGUGAAGCUGCUCACUGAUUUACUACAGGAUCCAGACUGUACACUGAACACACUGAGUCUGUUAAGUCCUGAGGCAGAGGAAGCCUGUUCUGCUUUAACUGAAGUUCUGGGUACAAACCCUUUACUGCAGAGAGAACUGGAUCUGAGUGGGAAAAUAUCUGGAGACUCAGGAGUGAAGCAGCUCUCUGUUCUACUGAAGGAUCCACACUGCAGACCUCAGAGACUCAGGCUGAAUAAGAGCAGUAUUACACACAGAGGCUGUACUGAUCUGAUAUCAGCUCUUACUUCAAACCCUUCACACCUGACAGAACUGGACCUGAGUGAGAACACACUGGGAAAUUCAGUAAUGGAUAAGAUCUCUACUCUACUAAAGAAUUCAUCCUGUAAACUCCAGAAGCUCAUACUUUCAGACUGUAAUAUUAAAGAGGAAGGAUACACUGCUCUGGCUGAAGCUCUGAAAUCAAACCCCUCAUCAUACCUGAUAGAGCUGGACCUCAGAGGGAACGAUCCUGGAGAAUCAGGAAUGAAGCAGCUCAGGAAUUUAAUGAUCGAUCCAGAAUGUAAACUGAAGACACUGAGGGUGUUGAAAAGUCCUGAUGCACAGAAAGCUUCUGAUCAUCUGACUGAAGUUCUGGGUAUAAACCCGAUACUGCAGACGGAUCUGAAUCUGAGUGGGAAAAUAAAAGGAGACUCAGGAGUAGAGCAGCUCUCUGUUUUACUGAAGGAUCCACACUGCAGACCUGAAACACUUCAGCUCAGUGAGUGUAAUCUGACAGAGAAAGGAUGUUCAGCUCUGCUCACAGCUCUCAGAUCAGAACACUCCACCCUGAAGGAGCUGAAUCUGAGUAAGAACAGGAUUCAGGAUUCAGGAGUGAAGCUGCUCUCUGAGGAACUGAAGAAUAAACUCUGUAAACUGGAGACUCUGAGUCUCAGUGAGUGUAACCUGACAGAGAGAAGCUGCUCGAUUUUACACACAGUUCUCAGCUCAGAAUCCUCCAAGCUGACUGAGGUGGAUCUGAGCAGUAAUCCUCUGGAGGACUCCGGAGUGAAGCUGCUUUGUGCUGGACUGAAGAGUCCAAACUGUGAACUGGAGACACUCAGACUUUCAGACUGCAGUAUAAGAGAGGAAGGAUACACUGCUCUGGCUGAAGCUCUGGAAUCAUCUCACCUGAUAGAGCUGGAUCUCAGAGGGAACGACCCUGGAGCAUCAGGAGUGAAGCUGCUCACUGAUAUAUUACAGGAUCAAAAACAGAAAACACUGAGGCUGUUAAAAAGUCCUGAUGCAGUGAAGGCCUGUGAUUCUCUGACUGAGGUUCUGGGUAAAAACCCCUUACUGCAGAGAGAACUGGAUCUGAGUGGAAAAAUAAAAGGAGACUCAGGAGUGAAGCAGCUCUCUGCUCUACUGAAGGAUCCACACUGCAGAACUGAGACACUGAUGCUAAAGGACUGUAGUAUUACAGAAGAAGGCUGUUCUGCUUUGACUUCAUCUUUUCAUUCAAAUCCUGCACACAUAAGAGAGAUGGAUCUGAGUGAGAAUAAAUUUGGAAACUCUGGAGUGCAGAAGCUUUGUGCACUGCUGCAACAUCAGUCCUGUAACCUGCAGAUACUGAGACUUUCAGACUGCAGUAUAACAGAGGAAGGAUACACUGCUCUGGCUGAAGCUCUGAAAUCAUCUCACCUGAUAGAGCUGGAUCUCAGAGGGAACGACCCUGGAGCAUCAGGAGUGAAGCUGCUCACUGAUUUACUACAGGAUCCAGACUGUACACUGAACACACUGAGAUUGUUGAAAAGUCCUGAAGCAGAAGAAGCUUUUAAACAUCUGAAUAAAGUUCUAGAUACAAACCCUUUAUUACAGACAGAUCUGAAUCUGAGUGGAAAAAUAAAAGGAGACUCAGGAGUGAAGCAGCUCUCUGUUCUACUGAAGGAUUCACACUGCAGAGCUGAGACACUGAUGCUUAUUAAAUGUGGUCUAAUGAUGGAAAGCUGUAUAACUCUGGCAGAAGUUCUCAGUUCUCCGCUCUGUUUUCUAACUGAGUUGGACCUGAGUGAAAACAGCCUACAGAAUUCAGGUGUGAUGGAAUUAUCUAAAGGACUCAAGAAUCCAUGCUGUAAUCUGAAGAUAUUAAGACUUUCAGACUGCAGUAUAAGAGAGGAAGGAUACACUGCUCUGUCUGAAGCUCUGAGAUUGAACCCCUCAUCAUACCUGAUAGAGCUGGAUCUCAGAGGGAACGACCCUGGAGCAUCAGGAGUGAAAAAGCUUGAUGAUAUCCAAAAUAAUCCAAAUUACAAACUGAAGACACUUAGGUUGUUGAAAAGCUCUGCUGCACAGGAGGCCUGUGAUUGGCUAAAUUCAGUUGUAGAUGAAAACCCUUUAUUCCUAAAAGAGCUGGAUCUGAGCAGGAAGGAAACAGGAGACUCAGGAGUGGAGAAGCUCUCGGCUCUGAUGGAAGACUCACACUGUAAAUUUCAGAAAAUUAAACUUUCAGACUGCAGUAUAACAGAGGAAGGAUACACUGCUCUGGCUGAAGCUCUGAAAUCAUCUCACCUGAUAGAGCUGGAUCUCAGAGGGAACGACCCUGGAGCAUCAGGAGUGAAGCUGCUCACUGAUUUACUACAGGAUCCAGACUGUACACUGAACACACUGAGGUUGUUGAAAAGUUCUGCUGCACAGGAAGGCUGUGAUUUACUUUCUAGAGUUCUGGGAGUGAACCCCUUACUGCAGAGAGAACUCAAUGUGAGUGAGAAAAUAUCUGGAGACUCCCAGGUGAAGCAGCUCUCUGCUCUACUGGAGGAUUCACACUGCAGACCAGAGAUACUCAAGGUAAAUAACAGCAGGAUGACAAAUGAAGGUUGUGCUGCUCUGGGAUCAGCUCUGGGUUUAAACCCCUCACACCUGAGAGAACUGGAGCUGAGUGGGAAUAAACUGGGAGGAUCAGGAAUGAAGGAGCUCUGUGGUGUGCUGAAGAAUCAACAAUUCAAACUGCUGAAACUGGGGUUGUGUAAGUGCAGUCUCUCUGAAGAUGACUGUACUGCUGUUGUAUCAGCUCUGAGAACAAACCCCUCACACCUCAAGGAGCUGGACCUGAGUCACAAUACAAUUGGAGACACAGGAAUGAAGCAGAUCUCUGAUCUACUGCAGAACUCAAACUGCACUCUGGAGACACUGAGACUAAAUAACUGUAGUCUCACACAAACACAAUGUGGUGAUCUGGCUAAAACUCUGGAAUCAAACUCCUCAUCAUCUCUGAAAGAGCUGGAUCUCAGAGGAAACUACAGGAUGUCAGGAUGGAACAUUUUUAGAUAUUUUCUUGGGAAUUCAAACUAUAAAUUGUUUAUGAGAAUUUUGAGUCCUGAAGCAGAAGAGGUCUGUGAUUAUCUGACUAAGGUUCUGGGUACAAACCCCUUACUGCAGAGAGAACUGGAUCUGAGUGGGAAAAUAUCUGGAGACUCAGGAGUGAAGCAGCUCUCUGUUCUACUGAAGGAUCCACAGUGUAGAACUGAGAAACUCAGGCUGAAUAAGAGCAGUAUUACAGACAGAGGCUGUACUGAUCUGAUAUCAGCUCUUACUUCAAACCCUUCACACCUGACAGAACUGGACCUGAGUGAGAACACACUGGGAAAUUCAGGAGCGAUUCAGAUCUCUACUCUACUAAAGAAUUCAUCCUGUAAACUCCAGAAGCUCAUACUUUCAGACUGUAAUAUAACAGAGAAAGGAUACACUGCUCUGGUUAAAGCUCUGAACUCAAUCCACUCAUCACUGACAGAGCUGGACCUCAGAGGGAACAAUCCUGGAGCAUCUGGAAUGAUGAAGCUUAGGAAUUUAAUGAAUGAUAGAAGAUGUAAACUGAAGACACUGAGGGUGUUGAAAAGUCCUGAUGCACAGAAAGCUUCUGAUCAUCUGACUGAAGUUCUGGGUAUAAACCCGAUACUGCAGACGGAUCUGAAUCUGAGUGAGAAAAUAAAAGGAGACUCAGGAGUAGAGCAGCUCUCUGUUUUACUGAAGGAUCUACUGAAGGAUCCACACUGCAGACCUGAAACACUUCAGCUCAGUGAGUGUAAUCUGACAGAGAAAGGAUGUUCAGCUCUGCUCACAGCUCUCAGAUCAGAACACUCCACCCUGAAGGAGCUGAAUCUGAGUAAGAACAGGAUUCAGGAUUCAGGAGUGAAGCUGCUCUCUGAGGAACUGAAGAAUAAACUCUGUAAACUGGAGACUCUGAGGUUGUGUAAGUGCAGUCUCUCUGAAGAUGACUGUACUGCUGUUGUAUCAGCUCUGAGAACAAACCCCUCACACCUCAAGGAGCUGGACCUGAGUCACAAUACAAUUGGAGACACAGGAAUGAAGCAGAUCUCUGAUCUACUGCAGAACUCAAACUGCACUCUGGAGACACUGAGACUAAAUAACUGUAGUCUCACACAAACACAAUGUGGUGAUCUGGCUAAAACUCUGGAAUCAAACUCCUCAUCAUCUCUGAAAGAGCUGGAUCUCAGAGGAAACUCCAGGAUGUCAGGAUGGAAUAUUUUUAGAUAUUUUCUUGGGAAUUCAAACUAUAAAUUGUUUAUAAGAAUUUUGAGUCCUGAAGCAGAAGAGGCCUGUGAUUAUCUGACUAAAGUUCUGGGUACAAACCCCUUACUGCAGAGAGAACUGGAUCUGAGUGGGAAAAUAUCUGGAGACUCAGGAGUGAAGCAGCUCUCUGUUCUACUGAAGGAUCCACAGUGUAGACCUGAGAAACUCAGGCUGAAUAAGAGCAGUAUUACACACAGAGGCUGUACUGAUCUGAUAUCAGCUAUUACUUCAAACCCUUCACACCUGACAGAACUGGACCUGAGUGAGAACACACUGGGAAAUUCAGGAGCGAUUCAGAUCUCUACUCUACUAAAGAAUUCAUCCUGUAAACUCCAGAAGCUCAUACUUUCAGACUGUAAUAUAACAGAGAAAGGAUACACUGCUCUGUUUAAAGCUCUGAAGUCAAACCACUCAUCACUGACAGAGCUGGACCUCAGAGGGAACGACCCUGGAGCAUCUGGACUGAUGGAGCUUAGGAAUUUAAUGAAUGAUAGAAGAUGUAAACUGAAGACACUGAGGGUGUUGAAAAGUCCUGAUGCACAGAAAGCUUCUGAUCAUCUGACUGAAGUUCUGGGUAUAAACCCGAUACUGCAGACGGAUCUGAAUCUGAGUGGGAAAAUAAAAGGAGACUCAGGAGUAGAGCAGCUCUCUGUUUUACUGAAGGAUCUACUGAAGGAUCCACACUGCAGACCUGAAACACUUCAGCUCAGUGAGUGUAAUCUGACAGAGAAAGGAUGUUCAGCUCUGCUCACAGCUCUCAGAUCAGAACACUCCACCCUGAAGGAGCUGAAUCUGAGUAAGAACAGGAUUCAGGAUUCAGGAGUGAAGCUGCUCUCUGAGGAACUGAAGAAUAAACUCUGUAAACUGGAGACUCUGAGUCUAAUGGACAAUAAUAUCAGAGAGGAAGGAUACACUGCUCUGGCUGAAGCUCUGAAAUCAUCUCACCUGAUAGAGCUGGAUCUCAGAGGGAACGACCCUGGAGCAUCAGGAGUGAAGCUGCUCACUGAUUUACUACAGGAUCCAGACUGUAAACUGAAGACACUGAGGUUGUGGAAAAGUCCUGAUGCAGAGGAAGCCUACACGUGUCUUACUAAAAUGUUCAGUAAAAACCCCUUACUGCACACGGAGCUGGAUCUGAACAACAAAACACCAAGAGACGUGAAAGUGAAGCAGCUUUCAGCUCUGCUGCAGGAUCCACAUUACAGACUGCAGAAACUUAGGUUGUAUAAAGGAGACAGUAUGACAGAUGAAGACUGUUCACAUGUGAUUUCUGCUCUGGUUUUAAACCCUUCACACCUGAGAGAUCUGAAUCUGAACAGGAAUAAACCAGGAGAGUCUGGACUGAGAAAUCUGUGUGAUUUCCUGAAGAAUCCUGAAUGUAAACUGCAGACACUAAAGUGAGAA